Molecule: messenger RNA, 972 nt
Organism: Serpula lacrymans var. lacrymans S7.9
Lineage: Eukaryota; Fungi; Basidiomycota; Agaricomycetes; Boletales; Serpulaceae
Exons: 5
Coding region: 1-972 (323 amino acids)
Cellular component (GO): mitochondrion
Molecular function (GO): protein-containing complex binding
Source: RefSeq, a predicted model, not a curated record
AUGUCUCAAAACAUUAGAGUGGUUGUUUGCGGCGCGGGCUUCCUAGGGUCCCACAUCGCGAAGACCAUAGCUGCAGCUCAAGGAUCGAAUUUCCCCAACCGCCUAGUACAACUAUCCUCUCGCCAUCCUCAAACCGUUCAUGCUGCUCUCGAAACAGUCAUAGAUCACCGUCGUCUCCUUCCCCCACAAGCUGUGGAUAUAACUAAACCUCAGACUUUGGAUGCUGCUUUCCACGGUGCCAAUGUGGUCGUCUCAUUGGUUGGUAUUAUGAAUGGAACUCCUGAAGACUUUGAACGCAUUCAGUGGAGAGGCGCAGAAAAUAUUGCCAACGCUGCGAGGCGUGCCAAUGCCAAACUUGUGCACUUCAGCGCCAUAGGAGCCGAUAAGGCCAGCCAUAUCCCGUAUGUUAGGACUAAGGCUCUAGGUGAAGAGGUUGUGUUCGAGGCUUGCCCCGAUGCAACGAUCAUAAGACCGAGUCUCGUCUUUGGCCCUGGGGAUUCGUUCUUUACUAGAUUUGCCCGGUUAUCUCAGCUUCUGCCAUUUUUACCUGUCUUCGGAGGUGGCACGUCUCGUUUCCAGCCGGACUAUGUUGGUGAUUUAGCUCGUGCGGUCGAAAUUAUUUCGAGGGACAGUACAAUGAUCAAAGAACAUGUCGCCGGCAAGAUAUUGGAGGCCGGAGGACCUGAAGUUUUUACAUAUCGAGAAAUCAUGAACCUCGUACUACAGUACACGCGCCGAAGGCGUCCCAUUAUAUCGAUUCCCUUUGGCGUGGGUAUGCUGCAGGGGUCAAUGUUGGAACGUUUGCCUCAAUCACUAUUUACUGUUACUCGAGCUCAGGUGGAGCAACUUAAGUCAGAUAACGUUGUCGAAUCCUUUUUCAAAGAAAGGCACAACUGCUUCGAAGAUUUCGUGACUCAAUACUCGGGCCCUUUAACAUCAGUGCAUGAUGUUCUUCCCACCUAUAUAUCAUGA